UCCACAACGUCUUUCGAGAAUCUUGUUAGUCCUUCAGUGCCCAAUGAAUAAUAAUAAUUCCCACGUUGUUAAAAAGGGAUACAUUUCCGUGAAGGAGGAUGGGUUAAGAGCAUGGAUUUGGUCAAAACGAUGGAUGUUACUCAGAGAACAAACCCUUACGUUUCAUCGUAACGAGAAUACUUAUCAAGCCGUUGCGUUGAUUUUUCUUAAAGAGAUUACUAGUGUUUCGCGGACGGAAUUGAAACCUUACUGCUUCGAAAUUCAAACUAAAGACAAAACCUAUUAUCUUUCUUGUAAAAAUGACGAAGAACUAUACUCAUGGAUGGAUGAAAUUUAUGGG
Racocetra persica is the source of this 340-nucleotide messenger RNA. NCBI's taxonomy places the organism in Eukaryota, Fungi, Glomeromycota, Glomeromycetes, Diversisporales, Gigasporaceae. The record is from the annotation of a GenBank genome assembly.